AUGGUAGAUUUAUGUAUUAAGUUACUCCUGGUAACAUUAUGUCUACAAAUUAUCCCAUAUGAAUGUCAAAUUAAUGUUGUUACUAAAGUUAAUAACAGUGGUUUGUCCAAUGAAUCGACAAACGUAUCAACACUUUCUAAUCCUGUGGAGUCAGUUUCACUUCAUUAUUGUCGUUCAGCAAGAGGAAUUAAUCAGUCUGAUCCGAAUUCAGUAUUGAAAGAUGAAAAUAUCAUCAAAGUUGUAGAACAUUCUCAACAAUCAAAUGUAAUCAAUAUGAGAAAUGGAACAAAAAAUCAUUCAGACGACAUUGUACAUUUAAAAUAUGAUCAACCUAUCAAUAAUCAAGCAGGCUCACUAUUUGAUUUACCCGUGCAAGUAAAUCCUAAAGCCGUUUUAGACCUCUACUCUGAUAUAAAAAAGAAGGGACUUGCAAGACGAAUUGUAAAAAGGAAAAAAAUAAGAUAUGGAGAAAGUGCAAACAACAAUAAAACGAAUAUGAAAAUUAUCACACGACGUAUUAAACGUGUUUUGGAAAAGAUACAUUCAGAUAACGCAUCUUCAGCAGAAGCUGAGAAUAAAAGAACUGUAGUAAGAGUAAAAGGAAAAAAGAUUGCGAACACUGAAGAUACUAAUACAUUAAAUGAUUGGAAAAGUUUACUUCGUAGAAAAAAAGAAGAUAUGAAACGUGUAUUAAUAAAACGAGUUAAAGCAAAAAAGAGUGAUGAGGAAAAUGAAAUAAAAUCUACAAAAUCUAAACAGAGAAUUAUUGUGAACAAAAUCAGAGGUCAUUUACGCAAUUUAACAGAUAAUGAAAAGAAACGUAUUCGUAUUAGUAAGUUAUUAUAUUGUUUCCAUUUUUAA
Messenger RNA from Schistosoma rodhaini, 861 nucleotides. Lineage: Eukaryota; Metazoa; Platyhelminthes; Trematoda; Strigeidida; Schistosomatidae. The record is from the annotation of a GenBank genome assembly.